CGCUUUCCUUCCAUUCGCCCCCAAAACCCUCUUAUCGUUCUCUCUCUCUAAAACGCACAUACACACACGCAGUCUCUCUCAAACCCCUCUUGAGUGUGAAAUGGCCCUUAUGAGAGUGCUCUGCGUUGCUACUCUACUUUCCAUUGUGACGGUGGUUUACGGUCGGAUCCCCGGAGUUUACACCAGUGGGUCGUGGCAGAGCGCCCACGCCACCUUCUACGGCGGCAGUGAUGCCUCUGGCACUAUGGGCGGUGCUUGUGGUUAUGGGAAUCUGUACAGCCAAGGUUAUGGUGUGAACACGGCCGCUCUGAGCACAGCCUUGUUCAACAAUGGCCUGAGCUGUGGUGCCUGUUUUGAGAUCAAAUGCUCCGAUGACCCAAGGUGGUGCCACUCCGGCAGCCCCUCCAUCCUCGUCACGGCCACUAACUUCUGCCCGCCCAACUACGCCUUGCCCAACGACAAUGGCGGCUGGUGCAACCCUCCUCGGCCCCACUUCGACCUCGCCAUGCCCAUGUUCCUCAAGAUCGCCGAGUACCGCGCUGGAAUCGUUCCCGUCUCUUUCCGCCGAGUACCGUGUCGAAAGCAGGGAGGGGUGAGAUUCACAAUAAACGGCUUCCGUUAUUUCAACUUGGUUCUGAUCAGCAACGUCGCGGGUGCAGGGGAUAUCGUACGGGCCAGCAUCAAAGGGUCCAACACCCAAUGGAUGCCCCUGAGCCGCAACUGGGGCCAGAACUGGCAGUCCAACGCUGUCCUGGUGGGCCAGUCUCUGUCCUUUAGGGUCACAGGCAGUGACCGUCGCACCUCAACCUCAUGGAACGUGGCACCAGCUAAUUGGCAGUUCGGUCAGACUUUCACGGGAAAGAAUUUCCGCGUUUAAAGAAGAUUCUCCCUCGAAUUAUAAUCUAUAUUUGAAAGUUUCCCUCCUUCAGUUUUCGCUUUUUUCCCUAGAAAAUUUGAAGAUGGUGGUUGGAUGGUAGUAGAAUAGAGAAAUAUAGCAGAAAAUAUGUGGUAAUGGUAAAGUCAGAAAAAGUGAGUGUGGUAACUUUAACUUUUUUACUUUUUUUUAACUUUGAAGUGGGAUUGUUGUUUGUGGGGCUGGUGAAAGUAAGAACCAGCAAAGGCCAAAAAAAUGUGUUGAGGCUGAAGUGGCUGCAAGAAAAAAGUUUGUUGCCCGCAGCUCCAUUUAUAUGUCUAGGGUUAUAUAUAUAUAUAUAUAGAUUUAUAUGUAAUUGUGGUAUUGUCAAUUGUCUUUAAUGAGAAGGUGUAUGAUGCACUAUUGAGUUUA
Molecule: messenger RNA, 1285 nt
Organism: Cornus florida
Lineage: Eukaryota; Viridiplantae; Streptophyta; Magnoliopsida; Cornales; Cornaceae
Product: expansin-A6-like
Exons: 3
Coding region: 101-877 (258 amino acids)
Biological process (GO): plant-type cell wall organization
Cellular component (GO): extracellular region
Source: RefSeq, a predicted model, not a curated record